Lethenteron reissneri (Far Eastern brook lamprey) is the source of this 1271-nucleotide messenger RNA. RefSeq names its product E3 ubiquitin-protein ligase RNF182-like. The record is from RefSeq and is a predicted model, not a curated record. Gene Ontology annotation, biological process: protein ubiquitination. NCBI's taxonomy places the organism in Eukaryota, Metazoa, Chordata, Hyperoartia, Petromyzontiformes, Petromyzontidae. Gene Ontology annotation, molecular function: ubiquitin protein ligase activity.
GCAGGCGGACCCAGCCGCUCGUAACGCCGCAGUGCACGCCUCUUCUUCUCCCACCGGGGGGCACCCUCAGCACUGAUAAUAAUAAUGGAACGGCCUCGGCGCUUUGGAAGCCAAUCAGGUGGAACAGCGGUGAGGAACCAAUCGUGGAGCUCGGCCACAGCGACGUUAAUGUCAGCAAGUCACGCGUCGGCGUUUGCCAAGGCAGAAGAAUCGGGGUAGACUUCGGACGAAACGGCCGGCGCGCGUGUGCGCCUGCACCUUGAGAGGGCGUGAUUAAAAUAGGUGCGAAGCCACUUGGUAGGGAUCAAGUAGCAGCCAAAUAAUGACUGUGAAAGAGGAAAACUCGUGGCGUAUUUGAUUUUUUUUGUUGUUUGCGAAAUUUUUUUUUAUGAUGACAUAAAAUAAAUGAAAAUGAAGUUAACAUUUUUUUGUCUCGUUUGAGAGUCAAACUGUCAAACAGGAGCUCACACGUAGAAAAGGACACACGGCAAGUUCAUGGUUACUGAACACACCUUGGCCGAUACGGUGCCCAAGCAGCAAUGACGAACGACAUGGCGAUCUGGACCCAGGCCCGGGGCAGUAUCCGGUCGGUUGGCAGAGGCAGUGCCGGCAGCGGGAGCAGCGGAGAGGAGUACGAGUGCAAGAUCUGCUACCACGCGUAUGAUCUGCGCGCGCGGCGCCCCAAACUCUUGGCGUGCGGCCACGGCGUGUGCUCGCACUGUCUCUCCCGGAUACUAAGCGGCGGCAGUGGCGGAAGCGGUGGCAGCGAUGGCUCACGCCAAAUCCAGUGCCCGUUCUGCCGCUGCCCCACGGCGGUGCCGCCCUCGCGCGACGUGUCCGCUCUGCCCGAGGACGAGGCACUCGUGGGCAGCAUGGUGGCUCGGUGGAGGCCUCCUCCUCCGCCGUCAGUUCGACCGGCGCGCCACAACGGCGGCGGCGAGAUGCUGCUCAACCCGCUGCGCCUCAAGACUUCCUCGCUGGCGCUGUGCGUGUCGGUCGACUGCCUCGCGCUCAACGCGCCGAGCGGGGACCACCUCGCGGGACGCCUCCCCAACGCAGCGCUCGGCCACAACCGGGCAGUCGAGCCUCGACCUUAACUGGGCGAUGGCUCGCAACCACGACCACCUUUCGGAACUCGGCCAGAUUCAGCACACGGGCGUGGGAAUAGGCUUAGACCAAAGUCAGGUGUUCACCUAUGGUCAGAGCCGAGGCACGGGGUUGGCCCUGAACCUGGCAGCGCGCCAGAACUUCACCGGCGACUCCGUGGCAGG